AUGGAAUUUAAUGAAAUUUUCAGUUCUUUAAAUAGGCUCAAAAAAGAUAUAGAAAGACAAAGACGGCAGAGAACACUUAACCGUAACAAAAGUAGAUCACGCAGUACCUCUCCUAUUAAUAACUUCAAGACAGAGAACAUUCCUAGCAGAAUAUCUAAAAACCUUGAUUUAGAUUGCUUCUCCAUACCUAAAUCCAGAGAAGAGCUAUUACGCAAUUACGGCUCUACCGCUCAUCAUAGCAAGCUAAAAGCUUAUAAAAUUGAUGCCACCGAAAUCCUAGUCGGAAUUAUUAAAAAAUUCCUGUCACGUCAUUUAAAAGUUUGAAAAUUCAUUAGCGAUUUCAAAGGAAACAUAACAGAUUCUUCAAGACGUACAAAACACACAAAAAAUGAGACUUUUGAAAGCAUUAGUUUUCAAGAUAACUCGGUAAGCUGCCAAACGAACCAAUCCCAUGAAGCAAAACAGAAAAUAAAAAAAUCGCCGUCUCCAUUGAUUUUUGAUAUUGAAGAAAAAGAGGUCAAAAACAUGGAAACGCCUCAUUUAUAUCAGAGGGAAUCUGCAAAGCGAUUGCAAACAUAUAAUAAAGAAGACUAUGCUUGAUAUACGUCACCAAAUAGAAAAAACACUGAUAUGUCUGCUGAUUUAUCUCCUAUUCCAAAAGUCUCAAUGGACAUUUCUUUAGAUGCAUGUUUCAAUCUUUAUGAAAAACUAGACUUCGCUGUAGAAAAAAUGAAGCUGGGUAUAUUUAAAGAUUUAAAAAGAAUUUUUUGUAAGCAGCUUGUAGCUGAGGAGCUCUGAAGCAUAAUCUGCUCAAUAAACCUUAAAAAUCACAAAUUUUCAUUUGAAGCUCUCCUAAAAUAUUCCCUUUACGCUAAAAAACAUAAGAAAAAACCUUCACGGACAAAAUCCAACGUCCCAAGUCUAAAUAUUAAAAAAAUCCUAUCACGGUCCAGCAUAAGAACUCGUACUCAGAAUGAAAUAAAAGCUCCUUUAACACAGUCAUACCGUCAUGGAAGCCGCAAUAAUCAAGGCAAAACAGCCCGUUUCGUAUAUUCUAAUACAGUUACCUCAAAUGAUUCUAUUGAUUAUCCAGCAUCGGCGUCAUCUGAAGACUCUGAAGAAUGGGUCAGAACUAAAAGAACUCGUAAGCCAGCUAUAAACCAUGUGAGGAAAAAAUCAUCCCACGAUAAAAAUGCUGAAUAUAACAGCCCUGAAGAAGAAUCAGGCAAUUUAUACCAUAAAUUGGCACCUCAAAAAUAUUUUGAAUUGACACAGUCAGCACAGAGAUACCAAAGGAAUAAUUCGGGACAUAUUUUUACAAAACAGUCAGAGUCGGAUAUUCCUGAUGAUUAUGAUAUAUGUAGAGAACCAAGCUGCAGUGUUCUUAUUAAGCCAGAAAAAGAAAAUAAUGUGCAUUAUGGAGGGCUGAGUGGGUCUGAAAAUUCGUUUCAUAGCUCUUCAUCGCCUAAUAGGGAAAGAAAAAACACAGGGAGUUUUGCUGAAUUGUCGCCUACAAAAUUGCUUAGUAUGAUAUAUUAAGGUAAAUAUGGGGCAAAAUGCCAGUUAUACUGAAUAUAUUUGGAGGAAAAUGAGUAAAUUCUUAUUUUUAAAAGCGAAAAAAUGAAUUAAAAAAUUAUAGGUCUAAGCCGCCUAUAAGCCGCAAUUUUCAAGAUUUUUCUUCAAUUUCAAAAGCAGACUAUAAAAGUUCCCCAAAUUUGUUUUACCCUUCUGAUUUUUCAUCUAAAGGUCGAAACCACCAAAGAGUUGACACAGUCAGCACACUUUCUUUGGAGCAUGGUACAAUAUCUAUGAAAUCUUCAAAAAAAUACAAAUCAGCAUUUGGGAAGCUAGAAAUAAUUAUAAAAAGAGGAAUUAAAAUCAGGGCAUUUUUAAAAUUGUAUAGAAAUAUGUUCAAGAUGUCUUCAAAACCAAAAAAACUGCAAGAUGCUUAUGAUGAAUUAUCCAAAUUUUAUGAUAGUAAAGCCUCUUUUUCGAAGCUUGCUAAUGUUAUUGGACAAUGAGUACGAAAAAAUAAAAUUUCGGCAAUUAAUGCAUGGAGACUAGAAACAAUAAAAGCGCCUAAAUAUUAUUUUUGCAAAAAUAUAUAAUAUACAGUUUUUGAGAGUCGAAAAACAGGGCCUUGGCUCUCUGGUUUACUAUUCUAUGUCAGAAUUUAUUGCCCUAAAUAUUCUAUUUAGUAGCUUGCGGCUUGGUCUUCUGAAAACUAAUUUUAUACCAAAUUUAAUUUAGCAAACCAACACAUUAUUAGUUUGCUGAAUCUGGUCGGUAUAUGAAAUUCAGUUUCCAUAUAAGAAAAAAUGUCAACAGAUUCUAAAAUAAAUUUUCUGAUACCCUUUUUUAGUCCCUAAAUUAAUUUUUAAUUUUCUAUUAUUCUUGAUCCUAUAUUAGAAAAAGAAUUACUGAGCAUUCUACUAGAGAUUUAGAUGAUAUCAAUAAAGAAGCUAUAAGACUUCAAGAGGCAUCUAUCUCUCUGUCGGCAUGUCACCCCAUCGACAUCGUAUUUUUUAGUUCAUGUCCUAUUUUUCCAGUUCAGUUCAUUUUUAAUGCAUAAUCCAUAAGUCAGCAUUCUACUUGAGAUUUUAGAUGAUAUCGAUACAGAAGCUCUAAGACUUCAAGAGGCAUCUAUCUCUUUGUCGGCAUGUCACCCCAUUGAAUUUUCAGUUUCAUGUCCUAUUUCUCCAGCUUAGUCCAUUUUUUUAUGAAUCAUCUAUACGUCAGAAUUCUACUGGAGAUUUUAGAUGAUAUCGAUACAAAAGCUCUAACACUUCAAGUAGCAUCUAUCUUUUUGUUGGCAUGCCACCCCUUUCAAUCUUGUUAAAAUCCAUCCUGCCUGCUUAAUCAAAAAACCCAUACUUUAUGCUUAGCAGGUAGCUCAUCUGCAAACCAGCUGGAAAUCCAGAAGUUAAAAAAGUAGGCAAACUCAGCAUGCAAGCACAGCGUGCAAACAGAGAGAUAGAUGCCUCUUGAAGUCUUAGAGCUUCUGUAUCAGAAAAUUUAUUUUAAAAUCUGUUGACAUUUUUUCUUAUAUAGAAACUGAAUUUCAUAUCCCGAUCAGAUUCAGCAAACUAAUAAUGUGUUGGUUUGUUAAAUUAAAUUUGGUAUAAAAUAUGUUUUCAGAAGUCUAAGCCGCAAGCUACUAAUAGAAUAUUUAGGGCAAUAAAUUCUGACAUAGAAUAGUAAACCAGAGAGCCAAGGCCCUGUUUUUCGACUCUCUAAAGCUGUAUAUUAUUUAUUUAUUAAAAUUAAUCUAGAAACAAUUCAUUGCCACUAUAAAUCUGAACUUAGAGACAGUUCUUCGAGCUUUUAUUUGUUUAGGACGAAAGCUUCACUUAAAACCUUUUUCGAUCUGAUAGGUAAAAAGAUAACAACAAAUCAGCAGUUAUUUUUUAAUAGCAUUUCUCGUUUGAACAACUAUGAAAAAUCCAAAGCACAUUCUUUACUAUUAUUACAGAGAACUAUGAAGCUUGUUUAUAUUAGAACUUUGACUGACUCUUUUCAAAGUAUUAUUAACUAUGUAAAAUAUAAGCAAAGGCUUGUGAAGAGUGCACGACUGUUAAAUAUAAAUAAAAUGGCUUUCAGCUUGAGAGAAAUUAUAUAUUUAGGGUUUGUUUUUCUCUGCACAGUAAGAGCGGUUUAACUUUCGAGUUAGCCAAAAGAACUGCUCCAUAGUGCAAUCAAAAGGCUCAGAUUUUCACCUCACAGCACAUCCGAGGAAGAUAACCCUUAUGCAGAGCAUGCAGAGAGGCUGAGCCAAGGAGGGUGACGGCAUUAUGCCAUGUUAGAAGUGCUGAUAAGGAUGGCAUGAGGCUUAUUUGAGAUAGUCCGACUUAGAUCGGAAAUGCUUUGGCCUCACAAUUUUAGCUCUUUCCAUUUAGUGGGAGUGUGGCGUUAGACACUUUAAAGACUGUAAAUUACUAUAAUGCACAACUGUUGAUUAAAAAUAUCAAUAAAGAUAUUGAAUUUCGGCUAUCAGUUUGCUUUUAUCAUUGGAUAAGUAUGGCCCAUUUUUCAAAUUAA
Molecule: messenger RNA, 4038 nt
Organism: Blepharisma stoltei
Lineage: Eukaryota; Ciliophora; Heterotrichea; Heterotrichida; Blepharismidae
Source: the annotation of a GenBank genome assembly